AUAGUUGUUUCGCAUAUGCUUUAUCAUCAACUUAUCUAAUCAAGAAAAUAGCACUUAUAUAAAUAGCACUCUAAACAUUAUCUUCUCUAUAUAGUAGUUGAUAUCAAAUUGAUGAGCUCACUGCAUUUCCAACCAUACUCCUCUAUACAUUUAUAUAUUAUUAUUAUUCGGUAUUUUUUAUAAUAAUGGAAGAAAAUGUUUUUUGUGAAUGUAAAAGAUGGAAUUACGGUCCACAUUAUAAUAUCAUCAAAGAUAAAUCAAUGGAAAAGUGUCCUUUAUGCUCAAUAACACGUAAUUUAGAUGGAACGAUUAUGCUUCGCAACAAAAACAUUUCUUCAUCCACCAACGAUUUUCUUUACCACUUAGGAUUAGGAACGUCGUCGAAUAAUCUCCAAGAAAUGUUUGGAGAUGUUAAAUUCGUUUGUAUGGGUGGAACUCCACAUCGAAUGGAAGCGUUCGCGAGGCAUUUGAUUAAAAUUUUAGAUAGAAACGACGAAUUGAUCGAUUUAACCGGUUGUGCAAAACGUUAUAGUAUGUUUAAAGUUGGUCCUGUUAUCGCAGUAAACCAUGGAAUGGGGUACUCGUCUUGUACGAUUCUUUUGCACGAAGUAAUCAAGUUGAUGUUUCACGCAAAGUGUAAAGAUCCGAUUUUUAUUAGAUUAGGUACUUCGGGUGGAAUUGGAGUUGAACCUGGAACGGUUGUUGUUAGUAGUGGAGGUGUUGAUGCGAGAUUAAGAGAUUGUUAUGAAAUUCCAAUCGCUGGGAAAUUAUCCCAAAAACUUUGCAGAACCGAUUUUGAUUUGAUCGAAAAUCUUAAAAGCGUUGUAACACCAUCGGAUCAUUUCAAAGUUAUAACUGGAAAAACGAUGGCUGCUACGGAUUUUUAUGAAGAACAAGGACGCUUGGAUGGGGCUUUUUGCGGAAUAACCGAAACUGAAAAGUUAGAUUAUUUAAAAAAAUUAUAUGAGGGUGGAGUUAGAAACAUCGAAAUGGAAUCAGUUCCAUUUUUUGCCUACACCCAUUACGCGGGAAUUAAAGCCGCCGAUGUUUGCGUUACUUUAAUCGAUCGAUUAAAAGGGGAUCAGGUGAUAACUCCAAAAUCAAAACUUUCCGAAUUCGAAAAUUACCCGCAAGAAAUUGUUGGAAGGUUUAUUAAGAAACAAUUAGAACAAUUUGAUUAGGUUAAGACCAAAUAUAGUGUGUUUAUUAAUUAUCGUACCCGAUGUCAUCAUUGCAAGUAUGCAACCAAUAUCAC
Molecule: messenger RNA, 1255 nt
Organism: Onthophagus taurus
Lineage: Eukaryota; Metazoa; Arthropoda; Insecta; Coleoptera; Scarabaeidae
Product: uridine phosphorylase 1-like
Biological process (GO): uridine catabolic process; nucleotide catabolic process
Cellular component (GO): cytosol; cytoplasm
Molecular function (GO): uridine phosphorylase activity
Source: RefSeq, a predicted model, not a curated record